Molecule: messenger RNA, 905 nt
Organism: Rotaria sordida
Lineage: Eukaryota; Metazoa; Rotifera; Eurotatoria; Philodinida; Philodinidae
Source: the annotation of a GenBank genome assembly
AUGAGUCAAAAUUAUCAUCGUAAACAAGGCCAAAGUGGUCGAAGAAAAUCUACAACAUUCCCUGUAAUUAUUGUUGAACAAGAAGAAUUGGAUAAUGGUCGUCGUUUAAGUGUUUGUCCUAAUUAUCAACGUCGUUUAUCAAAUGUAUCUCAAUUAUAUUUACCAAAUGGAAGUGAAUAUCAUCCACAAGAACGUAUUCCACCAUCAGGUUUAGAACAUCAAACAACAUUUCUAUUAACAAGAGAUGAAAAUGAUAAUAAUGAAAAUAAUGAAAAUAAUGAAAAUGAAAGAAGAUUAUCAAUUAUAGAUAGAUAUCAUUCAACUGAUCAUCAAUUAACUAUUGAUCAAUAUAAAGAAAAUAAAUAUAAAAAAAGAAUUUUAUUUAUUAUUGAACCAAUUCUAACUGCUUUUUUAUUAUUUCCAAUAUUAGUUUUGUUUUGGGAAACUGGUUGGAAUUUAAUUUUAAUUUUUUUAAAUGUUUUAAAUAAAUUUUCACCAAAUUUACAUUUAAGUGAAAUAACACAAGAAGACUUCGAAUCUUAUACAUGGGAAUCAUUAGUAUAUCCUUAUUUAGUUGUACAAAUUCUACUUUUAUGUUUUUAUAUUUUUCAAGAUUUAAUAUAUAAUUAUUGCAAAAAACAAAAAUGGAUUAUAAAAACAAUUUUAUUAAAAUUUCAUAUAUUCAUUAUAGGAACAAUUUAUAUUGUUCAAUGGGAAAUGAUAUGGACAAUAUGGGAUCAAUUUACACCACAUGAAUGGUAUUUUGAAUUUACACUAUCAUUAUUAUCAUUAUUUGCAUUAAUUGUUUUUAUUGGACAUUUAUCGGAUUUAAUUUGUUCACCUUUUCUUGUUAGUUAUGAUUCAAUUGAAUAUUGUAUUCAAUUUGGUUGUCCUUUACUUACAAG